Molecule: messenger RNA, 1709 nt
Organism: Amoebophrya sp. A120
Lineage: Eukaryota; Dinophyceae; Syndiniales; Amoebophryaceae
Source: the annotation of a GenBank genome assembly
CGUAGAAAUAUUCGUAGCGCAAAAGACCUUCGUGCGGAUCGUUGGCACUAGUAGCGCCCUAGACACCUCGGCCAAAGAUGAAGAAGGUGGCAAAUUUGUAUACGUAAAGCAAAAAAGCUCAAGCUGCUCCAACGUUUCCGUUUCAAAAAAAAAAAUGUAAAAGCAAGUAGAUCGUAAAUUCCUAUCGGCGAGUCCAGUGUAGUCGAGGGCGUCCCCACCUGUGCGCGAGUAUAUCUCCACUCGGGGAAAGAAGCGCCCGUGUGGGCCGGGCGGUUUCGAUGCACUAGGGAAGUUUGGUAGAGGGGUUAAGGGUACUAUCGGAAAACGAAAAGAAAGACAAGUGAUCCAGGCCGAGGUGAUAUUGCAUACCGUAGUUAGGAACUUGCAUACUAGGACCAAAUAGUUGUAAGUGACUGAUAACUUAUACUUAGACAGGGUUUCAGGGUUAAAGACGUGGUGCUCCCGUCAGGCGCGUGAAGUUAUUUAAGAAGGAGAUGAUCAAUAAGGUGCUUUCCUCCUUUUCAGUAGAACAGUACGCUUCGCUCUUCGAUCUCGGCGCCUUUCCUGAUGGUGAUUGCUCUUUGCUGGGUGGCGAUGGUGUUUUGCUUUGCGAACCUGUACGCGGCCCGGCUGACGAGUUUCGGGCGAUCCUUGGAAAGCAGUACUGCGAUAUAGUUGACGAGAUUGCGCGCUACCCGCCCUUCACUGUCGACCGGGAUAGCUCCGGCAUCGCCAGCAUCGGGUGUAACUGUGACGACUGCCAGCGCUAUUUGCUCCAGAAGGAGAUGAAAGCACAGGAGCGUAGAGGUGCAGUUGCGCUAGCAGGGAGCAAGAUUAUUGGCGGUGGUGGUUUCGGGUUUCUUCCAGCUGAUGAAGAUGCUGCUUCUGAUGAUGAGGCCCUCUUUCCCUCUCGUGGUAGUGGGGUCGGCGCUUGCGAGGAAGUCGUAGCCGAGGACAGUCCUCCUUCCCUUCUGCUGCCCGGAUCUGUUCUACGACCGAUUCGACUGUUCUCCUCGCUUGUAUCAGCUUUCCGGCACAUGCGAUACCAGAAACAAGCUGCCGCUGAUGCCGCCAUUGCUGCACUAUUUGACCGUCCUCCGCCUAGAGAUUGUUCCGAAACUGUGAAGAGCUGUAAGCCGAAGCCGAAGCUUGACGCAGAUGCCAAAGGGAAGCAGCAAAAAACGAAGGGCCCAGACGACUUGAACCUUGUCUCUGUUAAGGGUGUCACCUGGUGGAAUACAGGCUCUGGCGCUGCUAGUCGCUUUGGCGGCUGUUUUCGGGUUCAAGUUAUUGUGCGAAACAGUGCUGGGGCGAAAGUUCCUGUUUCUCGGACUGUAUUUCUUGAGGACCACGCUGACGACAUUGAUCUAGCUUUUGCCGCUGCUGUUGCCCUGCGGGAUCGCAUCAAGGCGGAUCCCCGGCCUUUUCUUGAGAACCGGAUCCAGAGGAAGGUCAAGAAGCAGCCAACUCCGAUCAAGCAGCCAGCUGGCCGCGCACCAGGAGCUGCCCUUCCAGUUUUCAAGUCCUCAGCGAAGGCUUCGGCAAGUAGUGGCGUCUCUGCUCGGAGUUUCCGGAAGUCAGGGAGUCGGCUAUUGCGAUACGAGGGCUGUCGUGAACAUUUUGCGGAGCAGCGACACUGUGGGGCUGGGCGAAGAAGGUUGUGUGAUUAUUGUUUGCAUCACCACCUGCUGCGAUGUGUUAUGUGUUGA